Molecule: messenger RNA, 1131 nt
Organism: Daucus carota subsp. sativus
Lineage: Eukaryota; Viridiplantae; Streptophyta; Magnoliopsida; Apiales; Apiaceae
Product: F-box protein At5g18160-like
Exons: 1
Coding region: 1-1131 (376 amino acids)
Molecular function (GO): protein binding
Source: RefSeq, a predicted model, not a curated record
AUGGAUGAAAAUACAAUGGAAUGGAAGAAGAAGAUGGUGUCAGAACUGUCAGAAGAGAUAUCCUUUUCGAUGGACGAAAAUACAAUGAAAAGGAAGAAGAAGAAGAUGGUGGCGGAACUGCCGGAAGAGAUAAUCUACAAUGAAAUACUUAUGCGUCUUCCAAUUAAAUAUGUUGUACGAUUCAAAACCGUUUCUAAAUAUUGGCAAUCUUUGCUCUCAGCUCCCAAAUUCGUGAAACAACACCUGAUUCGUAGUGCAACUCAAAAUCCUAAUGGUCAUGACUAUGUGAUAGCUAAGAAGUACAACACAGUCUACAUGCUUUCUCGCUACAAAGAAAGAUAUUUGCUCCCUGCAGAUAAUUAUCAGUUAAUUGGUUCCAUAAAUGGCUUAGUUUGUCUUGGUAGUGGCCGAAAGUUAGCCUUAUGGAACUCGGCUAUUCAUCAGUAUAAGGAAUGCACACUUCCACCAAGUCGUGGCUAUAAAUUUCAUUAUAGUAUGGGACUCGGUUAUAAUGCUGCAAAUGAUAAUUACAAGGCUGUAGUUCUUUCAGCUAAUCUAAGGUCUGCCGGUGUUUACGAGUCUGGUUCGGAUUCCUGGUGUGACAUAACUGUUGCUCAUAAAAUGUUUUCUAAGAAUGCACUUGAGAAAUGGACUCCAACUACUAUUGUAAAGGACUGUCUUUACCGGACAUGUUCUAGACUAUCGCCCGAUAAGAAGUUUGUCAUAUCAUUGGGUGUAGUAAAGUUUGAUGCAACCACUGACAAAUUCAAGUUGCUGCCUGAGUUCCGCUCUAAUAUAUUAGCAAGUUCAGAGAAUUAUAAUUUGACUUAUAAAUUCGCGGACAUGACAGAUCAUCUUGCAUUGAUUGUGAUUCACCGAAGCUCUGCAGAUUGUAUGGUGGAUAUCUACUCUUUGGAGGGGGAUGAGGGAUGUAGUCCUUGGAUUAAAAUGCGCAGUAUGGGUCCAAUUGUUUUCCAGCAGCGACUGAAGUGUGUAUCAGUGUUGCAGGGUUUUAAGUAUGGCGGUGAGAUUGUAUUUUAUGUUCACGGAGUUAUAUCCUGCUAUGACUGCAACAAAACUAGCGGAAUGGUUCCCUACUUUGAUAAAAAAGUGGUGCAGUCAAACAACUAA